AUGAGCGCAGCAGCGCGCCGGCCGCAGAUGGAACUCGGCGAUAAAACUGAUUCACAACGCCGGACGCGCAGCGCGAACGGCAGCGCAACGCGCGCCGUGUUGUUCCGCCGCCUCCGCCAGAUAACGCGGCGGGCCGUCAGCGCCGCCGCUCCAGCUGCCGCUCUAGCAAAGGCUUGCCGUUUCGGAGGGCGGAAGCCAACUCUCGGGGCAGUAACUGGCAAGGAAGUCGAUCGCUGCUCUGCAGACAAGCCAGCGGGUGGCGGCAGCGCCGGAGGUCUCGAGGGCGGCGGAAGUGUCGGGGGCGGCGCAGGGGGCGGAGGCUCUGCCGCAGAGGAGCCCGCGGUGGCAAUCAAUUCACGCGGAAAGGGCGUCGCACGAAUAUAUGUGACAGGUGUUGAAUCGGCGGCAGGGCCGGCGAUCCAUCUCCCGCCCGCCUCUGAUCGAAUCGGCGGCGGUGAGGGUGAUGUAGGCGGCUGCGCGCUUUUAAGCGGGAGGGGCUGCCCGGGGCGGCCGCGCGGAGCGACUCGCAGCCACGAGACAGUCCCGCAGGGCGAGCGCCGCCAGGCCGACGUGACGACCAGGGAGCGGGCGGCUGGCGGAGGGCAGGCGUGA
Molecule: messenger RNA, 612 nt
Organism: Schistocerca gregaria
Lineage: Eukaryota; Metazoa; Arthropoda; Insecta; Orthoptera; Acrididae
Exons: 3
Coding region: 1-612 (203 amino acids)
Source: RefSeq, a predicted model, not a curated record